UGCACUUCUUUUACCUCUCUCUUCUAUUCAUCUUUAUCUUCACACCUCAGCCUCACAAUUGUAUUGCAUAUCCAUUUGGUAAUAGCAAUCGGAAUAUGAAGAAAUAUAAUUUGUACUCCAUUUGCUCCGUUUUGUUGUUGGUUGUGUUGCUGAAACAACAUCCAUCAAAAGCCCAACAAGCUUACGUGAAUAACAAACAGCUCGACUGCAGCCAAGACCUAAACAUCACGAAUGGGUUUAAAUGCAACGGCGUCGAAACGAGUUGCCAAUCCUACCUCACGUUCCGAUCCACUCCUCCUUACGAUUCUCCACUGUCCAUCGCCCCCCUCUUGGGGGCUGAUUUUUCCUCUAUUGCCGAAAUCAACAACAUCUCAAUCUCCCAGAAAAUCCCCACCGGCACCCAGACCAUCAUCCCUGUCGAUUGUUCAUGUGUGGGUGAUAAGUACUACCAGCACAACAGCUCAUACCAGGUGCUUGCGUACGACACCUUUUUCACCAUCGCCAACGACACCUACCAGGGCCUCACCACUUGCCAGGCCAUAAAGCGUGAGAACCCUUAUACAGUUGAGACUCUGGGCGUGGGCGUGAAUGUAAAUGUUCCACUAAGGUGCGCUUGUCCCACGCCCAAUCAGACGGCAAGAGGCUUCAAGUACUUGCUCGCAUAUAUGAUUACCUGGGGAGAUGACUUCUCUACAAUUGCCGAUUUAUUCGGUGCGGACAAGCAGAGCAUACUUGAUGCAAACGAGCUACUCGAGGAUAGCAUUAUAUUUCCAUUCACAACCCUUCUCGUCCCACUGAAGAGCAGGCCCAUCAGUAUAGUUAAAAGCGUAAUUUUGGAUGCAGAUAAUUCAAAAAAAAGGUCGGCAAAUAGGUGGUGGAUAUGGCUCAUCGUGACAGUUGGGGGAAUUAUUAUUGCCUUGUUGUGCUUCUUAUGUCAUUCAAAAUGGAAAAAACAAAAAGCCGAAGGGGAGAGAAAAAAGAAACAAAAGAUGCUCGUAAUGGAACUUGGAGGUAAUGCAAUAACUUACAAUGUACAUGACAAAGUGAAGAAACAAAACGAAGAUGGGCAAGAUGGAUUGCAAACAUUCAGCUUCAAAAGCAUUUAUGAUGCUACAAGUAAUUUCUCAACUGAAAAUAAAUUAGGAGAGGGUGGUUUUGGACCAGUUUAUAAGGGCAAAUUACCUGAUGGGAAAGAAAUAGCAAUUAAGAGACUCUCGAGAAGUUCUAGACAAGGAUUGCUAGAGUUCAAGAAUGAAGCUGUUCUCAUUGCCAAACUCCAACACAUUAAUCUUGUCCGACUUUUAGGAUUUUGUAUUCAAGAAGAAGAAAAUAUACUAAUAUAUGAGUACAUGUCCAACAAAAGUUUAGAUUUCUUCCUCUUCGAUUCUACUAAAAAGUAUAUAUUAAAUUGGAAAAAACGCUUCAACAUCAUUGAAGGCAUUGCUCAAGGACUCGUUUAUCUCCACAAAUAUUCAAGGCUAACAAUAAUUCACCGAGAUUUAAAAGCAAGCAACAUUUUGCUUGACAAGGAGAUGAAUCCGAAAAUUUCUGAUUUUGGUAUGGCAAAAAUAUUUGGCUUGAAAGGAUCAGAAGAAAACACAAAUAGGGUUGUUGGAACAUAUGGUUAUAUGUCCCCAGAGUACGCAAUGAAUGGUGUUGUUUCAAUAAAAAUUGAUGUAUUCAGCUUUGGAGUUCUACUAUUAGAAAUCAUCAGUGGCAAGAAAAACAAUAGUCGCUAUCACUCUGAGUACCCACUCAACCUUAUAGGAUAUGCAUGGCAGUUAUGGAAUGAAGGUAAAGGUUUAGAGCUUAUGGACCCAACAAUACUAGAUGAGUCAUUCAUUCCAUCUGAAGUAUUGAGAUGCAUUCAUGUUGGUCUCUUAUGCGUACAAGAGCAGGCAACAGAUAGACCCACCAUGCUAGAUGUUGUUUCUUUUCUUGCAAAUGAAACUAUUCAACUAUCUACUCGAAAACAACCUGCAUUUUUUAUCAACACAAUCACAAAAGAGUUAGAUGUUUCUGAAAAUAAGUCAAAAAUUUAUUCAGUAAAUAAUGUUACGAUUUCAAAAUUGGAUGCCAGAUAAAUACUAAAAUACUUUGAGUUAAAAAAAUUAUUCAAUAGAUAAUGUCACAAUUUCAAAAUCGGAUGCUAGAUAAAUACUAAAAUACAUGAGUUAUGUAUGAAAAUCUAGUAUGUAUAUACAUGCCUUUGUGAUAAGGGCUAUACUUGAUUAUGACUUUACAAGCUUGUAUGGUUCAACAAUUUAUUAUAAUUUUUA
Molecule: messenger RNA, 2279 nt
Organism: Quercus lobata
Lineage: Eukaryota; Viridiplantae; Streptophyta; Magnoliopsida; Fagales; Fagaceae
Product: G-type lectin S-receptor-like serine/threonine-protein kinase CES101
Exons: 7
Coding region: 96-2084 (662 amino acids)
Biological process (GO): protein phosphorylation
Cellular component (GO): plasma membrane
Molecular function (GO): protein serine/threonine kinase activity; ATP binding
Source: RefSeq, a predicted model, not a curated record